GAUUCCUGGUCAGUCACUGGUUGUUCCGGAAAUCUUCUUCGGAAGCUUCCCAGACGUUCGCCAGAAUGACAACUUCUGCAUGAGGUGCAGCGGUUACCUCCUCACGAGAAUGGCUGGUGACUACAAGUUCUUCCUGAGCUCAGAUGAUGGUUCUUUGAUGUACUUGAAUGGGGAAAAGAUCGUGGACAACGACGGCUGCCAUGGUGAACGCGAAAGGCACAGCCACCACAAGUCUCUCUCGGUUGGUGCGCACCAUGUGGUGCUGGACAUGUGCGAGAUGGGCGGCGGCCAAAACUUCAAGUUUCACUACCAAGGGCCGGACACCGGCGUUGCCAAGGUCAAGGUUCCCUCCUCCGUCCUUAGACAUGAGGCCAAGUUGUCGGACGGCCUGGAGUGCGACUACUUCUACGGCAGAGCACAAUGCCAAGUCCCAGAUUUGAAAGCGAUGACACCAGCCCACACCGCGAUUCUGCCGCAGAUCUUGAUGGAGAAUCGAAACUUCCCCAAUCUGUGGCAGAGCGACAACUUCUGCAUCAGGUGCACUGGUCAUCUCAUCACGAAGUACCCGGGCAGCUAUAAGUUCUUCCUGAACUCAGAUGAUGGCUCUUUGCUGUAUUUGAACGGGGAGAAGCUUGUGGACAACGACGGCUGCCAUGGUCCACGAGAAAGGGAAGGGGAAAACUUCCUUGCAGCCGGUGCCCACAGGCUGGAGGUGUCCAUGUGCGACAAAGGGCUCGGGGAGAGUUUCAAGAUGCACUACGAAGGGCCCGACAGUGGCAAUGCCAAGGUCACAGUGCCCCGGUCUGUCCUGAAACAUGAGAUCAAGCACUUGUCGGACGGUCUCGAGUGCGUCUACUUCUACAACCAAGCGCAGUGCAUGGUCCCUGACCUUGGAACAGGGAGCCCUGGUAAUUCCGUGGUGGUGCCUGACAUCUUUAUGGAGAUGGGAAGAUUCCGGGGAGCGCGCCAAGGCAACAAUUUCUGCCUGAGGUGUUCUGGUCAGCUCUCCGUGAAGACUCCUGGCAACUACAAGUUCUUCACCAGCUCAGAUGAUGGCUCGCUCCUGUACUUGAGCGGGGAGAAGCUUGUGGACAAUAACGGCUGCCAUGGUGAACGUGAGAGGCAAGGCGAAAAGUUCCUCGCAGCUGGCUCCUACGACCUGGUGGUGGACAUGUGCGAGAUGGGAGGCGGAGAG
Symbiodinium pilosum is the source of this 1195-nucleotide messenger RNA. The record is from the annotation of a GenBank genome assembly. Lineage: Eukaryota; Dinophyceae; Suessiales; Symbiodiniaceae.